AUGGAAGGCAACCAUUCAUGGAUCAGAGAAUUCGUCCUGAUGGGAUUCCAGCUCAGUGAAGACAUGGAAUUGUUCCUCUUCAUUAUCUUCUUCCUAUUAUAUACCUUCAAGCUGGAGGCAAAUGGCAUGAUCUUGGAACUCAUUUGCCUAGACCCCAGACUGCACCCCCCACCCCAUUACUUCCUUUCUCAUCUGGCCAUAAUGGACAUAUCCUAUGCUUCCAGCAGUUUUCCCAAUUUGCUGGCAAACCUAGUGAAACACAAAACAACUGUCUCGUUUGUUUCAUGCACUAUGCAGAUGAUUUUUAAUUUGAGUUUUGCUUCCAUAGAGUGCCUGAUUUUGGUGGUGAUGUCCUAUGACUGGUAUGUGGCAAUCUGCCAUCUCUUACAGUACACUGUCAUCAUGAACUGGAGAUUGUGCAUGGUCCUGGCCACCACUUGCUGGGCAUGUGGAUUUUCACUGGCCCUCGUACAAGUAAGUCUCUUUCUAACGUUGCCCUUCUGUGGGCCCCACAGGGUGAACCACUUCUUCUGUGAAACCCGAUCUGUCCUCAAAGUGACCUGUGGUGAAAUCUGCACCAAUGAAAUGUUCCUCUUUGCUCAUGGUGUGUUUAUCUUAGUUGGACCCAUUUCCCUGAGGCUGGUUUCCUAUGUGAGCAUCCCCUGGGCCAUCCUGAAGAUCCAGUCAAAAGAGGGCCACAAGAAAGCCUUUUCCACCUGCUCCUCCCACCUCUGUGUGGUUGGGUUCUACAUUGGCAUCGCCAUGAUGGUUUACUUGGUCCCUGACAAGUCUCGAGAGGAGCAGCUGAAAAUCCUUUUCCUGUUUUACACUCUCUUCAACCCAUCGCUGAAGCCCCUUGUCUACAGUCUAAGGAAUGCUGAAGUGAAGGCUGCCUUCCACAGAGUAUUGCAGAAAAAGAGGCCAAUGUGA
Kogia breviceps (pygmy sperm whale) is the source of this 930-nucleotide messenger RNA. Its product is annotated as olfactory receptor 2A2-like. Gene Ontology annotation, cellular component: plasma membrane. Gene Ontology annotation, biological process: detection of chemical stimulus involved in sensory perception of smell; G protein-coupled receptor signaling pathway. The record is from RefSeq and is a predicted model, not a curated record. Gene Ontology annotation, molecular function: olfactory receptor activity; G protein-coupled receptor activity. NCBI's taxonomy places the organism in Eukaryota, Metazoa, Chordata, Mammalia, Artiodactyla, Physeteridae.